This is a messenger RNA of Laetiporus sulphureus 93-53, 294 nucleotides long. RefSeq names its product DUF543-domain-containing protein. The record is from RefSeq and is a predicted model, not a curated record. NCBI's taxonomy places the organism in Eukaryota, Fungi, Basidiomycota, Agaricomycetes, Polyporales, Laetiporaceae. Gene Ontology annotation, cellular component: mitochondrial inner membrane; mitochondrion; MICOS complex. The transcript is spliced from 5 exons. Bases 1 to 294 code for a protein of 97 amino acids.
AUGUCGAGCGAACCGACGGCGAAGCCCACGUCCAGUGAGAAUAUCAUCGCCCAGAAGUACGAUCGUUGCUUGGCGGAUCUCCUCGUAAAAUCAGGUGUCGGCUUCAGCGCUGGAGUUAUCGCAUCCGUGAUCCUCUUCCGCCGGCGCGCAUGGCCUAUUGCCCUCGGCACUGGCUUCGGUGCCGGUGCUGCUUACGCGGACUGCGACCGUUCCUUUAACCCUGCACGGAUACCGGGAACGCGAGUCAUCACGGCAGAAGAGCUGGCAGCGCUCGCAGCAGGACAAGCGAAGUAG